Molecule: messenger RNA, 3225 nt
Organism: Styela clava
Lineage: Eukaryota; Metazoa; Chordata; Ascidiacea; Stolidobranchia; Styelidae
Biological process (GO): proteolysis
Molecular function (GO): serine-type endopeptidase activity
Source: RefSeq, a predicted model, not a curated record
GAUGACGUCACGGUUAGUUAUGCAUAUAUAACCUCAAACUAUUGUUGUAUCUUUGCAGUUUUAACGCGACUCCGUAGGUUAAUGAAACUGGAAAAUUAAAAGAAAAGAGUCGAUACAAAUAAGCUUCAAAGCCUCCAAUUCGGAAGAGAUAUUAAAGGUUUAAAACAGACGAAAACGAAAAAGUGAACAAAAAAAUUAAAAUGAUUAAAUUAUUAAUCGUUAGCACGUUACUGUGCUUGACAAUCUCCAUUGUCGAAGGAAAUCCUCUUCUUUACAUGCUAAUGAGUGGAAGAAUGAAUCAAAACAGAAACACCUAUGGUGGCCAGCCGAACUACCAAUCUUCCCCAUACCAACAACCUCGCCCGUCUUCGCCGUAUCCAUUUGGUGCACCCUCUCGAUCAUCCCCAUACUCUUAUUCGGUGCCAUCAAUUUCUUCUCCAUACGCCCAGCCGAUAAAUGUUGCACCUACGACGUACAACCGCCCCAUUGUCCCACUUGGCUCAAAUUACCAAGGUGGACCGACUCCUGCUUUUCCAACCUUCAACAACAACAACCGACAGCCUGUUUACAUCGACAACGGUCCAAAACCCGCUUCAAACGGACCGAUUCCGGUCAUGAACGGUCCCAUUGCUGGAUCACCCAAACAACCCGCUGUGCAAAGUCUAAUACCACAAGGAGAAGGUUGCCUGCAAUUCGUGGAAAACAGAGUUUACUGUGGAAGUAACGGAACUGAUCAAACACUUUGCGAAACAAUGGGCUGCUGUUGGGAUCCAUCGGCGAUAGGAACUGACAGACUUACAUGUUUCUUUCACACCGAAAUGAGUAACUUUGUUGCUCCAGAAGUACCCGUAGAAAAACCAUCCCAUCCAAAAGCUACUUUUGUGCCACCACAGAAUUUCGCUCCACCACAACCUAAGAACGCCAUCAUUUCCUCCAAUUCUCGACUCGACGAGACCGCUUGUAAAGCAAAGAAGUGUGCAGCUGUGGCAAGAUCUGACAGAAGAAUCUGCAUUCCUAAUAUUGAAACUUUUCAACAACCUCGUAGUAUUUGUGAUAGCGUAGGAUGCUGUUACGUCGAUAACAUGUGUCAUCACGCAAAUCAUGAAGUUUCCUGCUCUGCUCCAGCUCCAACUCAACCAUCUGCUCCAGCUGUCCCAAACAAGCCUUCAGGUCUUUUGAAUAAACUGCAACAAAUGGAGUCCGGAUUGUCUACCACUCCAAUGAGUCUUUUGAACAAACUUAAGCAGAUGGAAUCAAACAUGCAAAACUCCCAAGGCCCUUCUACGCUGCAAAAGCUCCAAUCUUUGGAAUCUCAGAUGCAAAACAAGCAAAGUCAACCACCAACCCAGAAGCCAUACAGGCCAACAAUCCAAAGCCAUUCAUAUCAGCCAGUCAAUCCUAAAGCUGCUCGUCCAGUCGUUCCAGCAAAUCAACAACCGUAUCAGCCUAUAUACCAACCUCAACCACCACCAACGCCGCAAUAUGUGAGACAAUGCAACCUGUUCGGAUGCCGAAUGGUCCCUGUGCCCGGAAAUCCACAACAAAAUGCUUACCAACCACCAGUCCAAGUUCCAAGAAACAAUGACGGAACAUGCUUCCCACAAAAAUGCGGAGACCCCGCAUUCACGCCUGAAAAGAUCGACAAUGACUUUGACCCAAGAAAAAUUGUCGGGGGAUCAAGAGCGUUCCCAUUCAGUCAUCCCUGGACUGUGAUGAUCCAGAAAAGCGAAGGAAAUAGAACCUUCAUCUGCGGAGCUACUUUGAUCUGCCAACAAUGGUUGAUGACAGCCGCUCAUUGUCUUGAUCAACAGUCGGAAUACAAGAACACGCCAGACCUCGACCCGAACAUGUAUAAAAUUUUCAUUGGAAGAUGGGCCGGAUGGCAAGCACCUCACGGCAAACAAGUUCAAAUUUUCAAAGGAAAUGAUAUUGAAAGAAUGUUCCAGCACGAAAAAUUUAUUCCCGGUAAACACCGAGGUGUCAUCACUCACGACAUUGCUCUUAUCAAACUCAGGAAAUUAGUCAAAAUGGACGAUUUUGCUCAACCAGCCUGCUUGCCUACUGAGCCUCCCAAAGCAAAAAGUGUCAUGUUUGCAACUGGAUGGGGAAUAAACCGAAACAAGGGACCUAAACCAACUACCUUGAAACAAGUCGGAGUCGAAAUUAAAGAUAAAAUAUCUUGUACAAACCGAGUACCAGGGUUCAAAAACCCACCAGGUGUUAUCUGCGGCGGCGGAGAACCAUUCCACGAUACGUGCACUGGUGACUCCGGUGGACCUCUUGUCGGAUCCAAAUCAAAAUCUGUUUACCUGGGUACUCAGAUGAAAACUCUCUGGUACGUGUACGGAUUGACAAGCAUUGGUUCUCCCAGUUGCAACACCAAGUCGUACGACAGACAACCUGCUUUAUAUACCGACGUAUUCUAUUUCUUGGAUUGGAUCAAAGCUCGCACUAACAACUGCUGUGCAUAAAAAGCUGAUGUUUUGGAUCGACUAAUAAUUUUAACCGAUGUGAUUGCUCCUAAUUCGAAUGUACAACGGGCUAGAAUUGAACUGGCGAGCCGACAUCUGUACAGAUACGACGAUUUUGAUGUUUUUUGACGACAAUUUCCACCUAUAUUUUUUCUAAUUUUCUUUAUUGUAUUUCUCGAAUUGCAUUCAUUUUUGCACUUGUGCCUUCUUUUCAUAAAUAAUAUUUUAUUUUUUUCAUAAGCUAUCAUCAAAUCACCUCAAAAAUCUAUCUAUUUUCAUUUUACUAAAUUUUGGUGUUACGAAAAAUUACCAUCAUUUUAUCAUAAUGAAAGGUACAAACUUUCCAUAUGUGUUACAUCUAAUAUUAAAUUUAACAUUUCAUGCAAAUUUCAUGAACGACUUGUUAUAGAUGAAUAGAUUAUACAAAAAAAAAACGAAAUAAAACCUGCCUUGGAGUAUUUAAUGAAGUUUAAACUUUAUCUGUUCCUUUUAUUCUUAUUUUUGCAACAUUACACUUCUAAGACACCGGAUUUAAUAUGUUAUAAUAUAUUGAAUUACAGACAAUACAGCCCGAUGUAACAUUCCAGAUAUAUCGACAAACUAUCGAAUCAACUCAAAAUCAUAACUUUAAUAUUCAUCUCCUCACCAUUUAAACCACUAGGCAUCGAUCAUUUUUCUGUUGUGGAUUUUGUCUGAAUUUUAACUCUACUUUAUUGUUAUUCUUGUAAUUAUUGCAAUAAAUUAUUUCAAUGAA